GGUACACACUGGGGCUGCCUCCAACCAAACCCUCUAGUAAACCAUGGAAUGUGCCUCUUUCCUACCGUGGUUAAUUCCUAAUGGAAUGCUAUUGGUUCUACUCUGUUCAACCAAUGGUUGCAAAAUUUGCAGAGUGAAACAGGCCUUUUAGCUCAGGGAAAAAUGUGUUUGAGGCAAGUACAAAUUCAGGUAGCCUUCUGGGAGUUGAUAUGUUUGGAAGACGUGUAGGAUUUUUGAAGUUUAAAGCUGACAUGCUUGAGAAGGAAACAGGGACAAAGUUACCAGGUAUUGUAUUUGCAAGGGGUCCAGCUGUUGCUGUGCUGAUUUUUUUGGAGUCUGGAGGAGAGACUUAUGUAGUUCUCACAGAACAGGCAAGGGUUCCUGUUGGCAAAUCAAUUCUGGAAUUACCAGCUGGCAUGCUGGAUGAUGAAAGAGGUGAUAUAGUUGGAACUGCAGUUCGUGAGGUUGAAGAAGAGAUUGGUAUCACCUUAAAUGCAGAUGCUAUGGUCAACCUUACAGCACUUCUUGACCCAGCAACGGGACAAAAAGUUUUUCCAUCACCGGGUGGGUGUGAUGAAGAGCUGAGCUUGUUCCUCUACCGCAGUCCCGUCAAGGAGGAGGUUAUACGUGCAUUGCAUGGAAAGGAGAUGGGACUUCGUGACCACGGUGAACUAAUUAAGGUACGUGUUAUUCCCUAUGAUAAGCUUUGGCAUGUUACUGCCGAUAUGAAAGCUCUUUCUGCCAUUGCACUAUAUGAAAUGGCCAAAAGAGAUGGUCUUUUGCCUGAGAGAAACUCACAUCUUUCUACCUGAAUCUACCUUUUCCCCCUUCCCUCUUUGAGUAAAAGUUGCACCUUUGUACUAGAAUUGCUCUAUUGUCGUUGUGUGAAUGAAAAACCAUUUGCUUUUA
Molecule: messenger RNA, 909 nt
Organism: Asparagus officinalis (garden asparagus)
Lineage: Eukaryota; Viridiplantae; Streptophyta; Magnoliopsida; Asparagales; Asparagaceae
Product: nudix hydrolase 14, chloroplastic
Exons: 7
Coding region: 210-812 (200 amino acids)
Biological process (GO): ribose phosphate metabolic process; nucleoside phosphate metabolic process
Molecular function (GO): ADP-ribose pyrophosphatase activity; ADP-glucose pyrophosphatase activity
Source: RefSeq, a predicted model, not a curated record